AUGUGUAAUGUAGAACAAUUUGCUGAUUGUGGUGAUAUUCUAACGAUAGGAAGGGCUUUGUUUAUAUCUGAAAAAGAAGAUCCAACUUGGCUUUCCACAUGUUCAGUGUCGCUUUCGUCUUGUGGUAACUUGCUAGCAGUUGGUUAUAAAAAACGUAUUUGUCUUCUAACUGCCCAAUGGAUUAGUUCUACAGAAAGCAAUACAUAUCUAAUAAGUUGGAGUGGUACCCUUCCUUCUGAAAUUACUUCUUGUUUAGCUCUAUCUAUAUGUCCUUCACAGCAUUCCUCACAGAAUGGACCAGAUUGGUUCUGUAUAGUAGUCGGGUUUCAAAAUGGCAGUAUUGGCUUCUACACUAAUACUGGUCACUUAUUAUUGUUAGAGAAGUUAGAUGAUAAACCAGUUCUAAAGAUAUCUUGCCACACUGGAACAUAUGGUACAUUACCCGAUGAUAUUCAUAUACUUUUUCAAAGCGGUGUUUGUGUGCUCUCGGGAUCCAGUUUAUUUCAAACAUUAAGGAAUGCUAAAGCUCAGAUUGCUAAAGUUCAAGCUGGGAUUGUCGACAAUUAUGCUGUAGAUAGCAGGAGUAUUCCUAUAAGGAAGUGGAACUUCUCAGAUCAAGAACAAAUAAAUGAUGCUGCUGUUGUAGGUCUUGAAUUGAAAAAUACUUUUGACCAUUUCCUUGCAGCUUCUACAUAUGGAGGAUAUGAUAUAUGGUACCGUUCCAUACCUCCAGUGAAUUCACUAAUCCUGACAUCUGGUGUGACACCAUAUGUCGGAUUUCAUUAUGCUUUAGAAGGCGGAACCACUCCACCACUUCAAGAUGUAGCACGAGCUGUUGCUAAUAAAAUAAAAUCGGCCUUGCCGGGUUGGUUAGGAGGUUCUACUGAGACUGCUCCUAUGAAUUCCGAACCACUAAUAAAAGCGGAAUCUUUAUCAAUGAGAAAUGGUUUAUAUGAUGCACAACGCUCUGGGACUUACGUCUCAAUAUCUCCUGAUAGAAGGCUAGCUGCCUUCACCGACAGUCUAGGGAGAGUCUCUGUACUUGAUAUUAGCAAAGGUUAUAUUAUCAGACUAUUUAAAGGCUGUAGAGAUGCUCAAUGUGCAUUUAUUCAGAUGUUCGAUGCUGAUAAUAAGAAGCCUCAGUUGUCUGUUGUUAAAGAAAUAAGGAGGGCUAUGUUUUUGAUAAUUUACAAUCCAAAAAAAGGUCUGAUUGAUAUAAGACUUAUGCAAAGAGGCAGCAGAGUCGCUGUUUUUACGGCCACCAAGAAUGGAAAACUUUUGUACAACACGUGUGGGUUGGUUGGUGCUGAGAAAUCUUAUAACCAUAAGAAACUCAACUUACCUGAGUUGCAAUGCGUUCUUAUAGAUCCAGAUGGUAAAUUAAAGAAAUUCAACAUUCCCUUCUAUUAUUCAUUGGAAGGUGAACAUUUAGAGCGUUCCAAAGAUUUACACAUCAUCAGAUCCAUAAGAGACAUUUUGAAGAAGACAGCAGAUUUUAAUGAUGAAAUAAAAUCAGAGAUCCUUGAGAGUGCUGAAAAAUUGAGGACAUUACAGAUUAAGAAACAUUGUAUAGAAAUGAUUGUUAAGAAUUGUGAUAUAUCCACGGGCAUACUAGUUGCAUGUUUGGAAUUAUUCUGGGACAGCCUUUCCGAUGACGCGAAUGAGCAAGUAAAGAAGCUCAAAAUUUAUUUCGGCAAUCUUGUACUAGUUACACUUUUCUUCCGUUUCAUAAAUAACGAAAAUACUGAUGAUAUGACGAACUUGGUUGAAAAAGUAUAUGAAGUCUUUGAUAUAGAAAAAAUAUAUGAUGGAGAAGAUGUGUCGUCUAUAACACCUGAAUUCCAGCUCUUGGAAGAUGAUAAUUGCAUAUUAGAGAGACUUCUUAUCCUAGCACAAGAAAGUGACUUCAAAGGACAGCAGAAUAAAGUAUCUUUCGCUGAUAAUCGAACGAGUUGUUACAAAGAUUUCAUAUCAUGUUUUGUGUUAGAAGAAAGAAAUCCAUUCAUAAUGCUAAAACGAGACAUAACUUCAGAAAAGCUUAAUAGCUUAUCAGGCGAUAUCUUCAAAUCGAUAAUAAAAGUCAAGGAUUUCACUAAAAUCUCGAAGUUUAUACGUGACAGUCAGAUAGAUCCCAAAGAGAUAGUAAAACUUGUUAUAAUGCAUUUAAUGGAUAUGUCAUUGGAAGAAAUAAAUAUUAAUUUGAUUGAAAAGAUUAUAGCUCUUCUUUAUUAUAUCUGCAGCGUCUCGGAUGAAGCUUCAAAUAUCACAUACAAUGAACUGUCGCCCUGGUGGGAAGAUAUACGUUCUUUGUUAGUAGAUCUACCAUGUCCUUUGAGAAGUAUGAUUCUUGCGAUGGCUUGUAAAGCUGUGUCCAAAAUGUUCGAAGAGUCAUCAGAAAAAGAUGAAGCUUGGGAAACUUUGACCAAGGAAAAUGCAAAAUGGGGAAUUCUUAUCGGAAAGUUGGAAGACAUAUCUAUUUUGAGUAUAAUUCUAAUGUUUAAGGCUAAUUUUGUUGGUAAAACAAUGCCUAAACUGCAAUUAGACGAAGUUAAUGUGAAUUUGAAGUACAUUUAUACGAGGGGUAAGGGCUCAGUAACCGAGUUAAUAGCGAAGUGGCUUUGUAGUAUGGGAAUACCUCCCGAGGCAGUUGUGGCCAAUGAGUUGAUGGAGGUGUAUGAUGCCACUAACACAGAAUUAAAUAGCUCAGUGGAUGAUGAAUCUUUAUUUGUAUUUAUGGAAAAUAAUCGAUAUCAUGUUGAUGAGAACCCCCAAAUAUUCAAGUGGUUAUCUCUCCUACGACGACAAUUCCCUCUCAGUACAGCAGCUAACUACCUCACCGCGAAUAUGUGUUGGGAAUACGCUAUGGAAUGGCAAAAGCAUAUGUCGAAGACUGAGUUUUUGGAGGCUGUGGUACAUUGUUUAGAAAACAUCACUGAUCUGUAUCUACGUCUGGGUCUUUUCUCCAUCAUUUGGUCCACUUAUAUACGACAUAUUUUUGAAGCCAGCUGCCGUUUAGUGAACAAAGUGGGAAAAUUACCCAAGGACCACUUGUGUUUACAGGAUUUAGGUUUCAACGGCGAAUGUUUAGUAAGUUUUCUAAAAACAACUAGAAAUUACUUGGAUAAAUUUUACACGUGUUCUAUGAUGCCAUUUGUAAAGGACAAAACGGAAAUACAAUUUGAAAAAAUAUGGGAUGAGAGUCUUCCGUCGUUAGUUGAAGUUGCACAGGAUACGAGACAUGUCAAUGUUGAUAUAUUGAAUUUAAAUUAUCAAAUCUCGUGCACGCUCUUCUACCAAUGCCAUUUCAAUCUUAAAUAUUCAAAGCCAUUGGACACUCUGUAUGAUAUCGAUUAUCAAUACAUAUUGGAAGCUCUCGGUGGAAACGUAGCGCAGAGAAAUAUAAGCAUGACCUGUUCAGAAAAAUUAAUGACGCCAAGAAUGAAAUAUCUAACAAAGCUUAUAAGAACAGCUAUUGAGAUUAUAAGUUGUGUUGACCAUGAGAAGUCCAAGGCUUAUAACAAUGAGGAAUGCUUACAUUGGAUCGAAAACAUUGGAGUUCUAGCGGAUCUGUGGGGCAUAGACACUAAUUUUGUGAGACGACAGCACGUCAUCGGAUUGUACCACGUGGGAUAUGACGAAUUGGCUGAGAACAUUCUGAGUUCCGUUACCGAACCAGAAGUUCUCUUAUCACCUCUGCUAGCGAUCACAAUACAAAGACUGAAGCGAAGUUUGGAGAACUGUAAGAAUCAACCUGAAUGGAUCGUGUCUAUGCCACCGCAGCUAUACAAGCGUAUGCAAAAUACGCCACUGGACACAACGAUUCCCGCCAACCCUUCUCUCCCCACUACUAUUCUAGUGUUGCAAAAACUGGUUUCACAGGUUACGAAAAAAACAUCGGAUGCUGAAAGUAUACAAAACGUUAAAUUGGCUGAACUUAUCAUUGAGAGCUGCGGACUAUUGAUAAGACAUAAAUUAUAA
Molecule: messenger RNA, 3978 nt
Organism: Danaus chrysippus (African queen)
Lineage: Eukaryota; Metazoa; Arthropoda; Insecta; Lepidoptera; Nymphalidae
Source: the annotation of a GenBank genome assembly